AUGCCAAAGCAGUGGAAAACCGCGCAGGCAAGUCUACGGGUGCUUUUGGAGGAAGACAAAAAUUAUGUGCACUUUCUUGAAACUAUUGAAGAAGAACUAGCAAAAAAGCUGCGGUUUGCAUGUCGGUCACGACGUGGGACACUCGUAGACAGCAUCGCCUUCGACAGGUUCGUCGAGGCGGCAGCUCAGCUCAAGUACCAACAUGUGUUUUUUCAAGGCAAAUUCAAGCCGAUUGUGGACGUAAUCGAUGUUGAAGAUGCCUGCUCUGCUGGCAGGUUGUGCGACGACCUGGUGGAAAUUGUGACAGACAUGCUGAGCGUCCUUCGUAUUCUAUACGGACUCUUAUUUUGUAGAAGGGAUGCCACCUAUUCAGCCCUGCAGAAAGUGUUUGGGACAGGCAAAAAAGAUUGGGACGGUGAGCUUCUGGAAAAGUAUUUAAAGACCCAACUCCUGACUAUAGACGAAUUGGUGGUGCGUCCGCUAAAACGCUUCGACGAACUCAUUCACUUUGUUGAAGAGCUGAGCAAUACCUUCUCCAAAGAUAGAGACUUUGAUGCCGCUCGCAAUGGCUGCAAUGCAGGCAGUACGGAAAGAGUCAACCGUGCUUCUCAUCUAAUGCAUAUCGUCCAGGAGAGCAAGCGCUACAUACAUCUUGUCAAGAGAGAUGAACGAGAUGAAAAGGAGUUGAUUGCGUUGCAGUCGUGCUUCUGCGGUGACAAGGCUAACUACUUUGAUGAUCUGUCAAGUAACAAGCUGACGCUUUAUGGAGAGGUGUUAAUGUCGCAUCGGUAUGCCUGGAGCGAUAUCAGUAAAGCUGGUAUAAAGGCUGACGCGGGAUUGCUUAGCAACUUAAACCAGACCUCUGUACACUGCUUUCAAGAUGGAACGUUAGUUUGCAGCAAAAAACAAAAGGGUAAUCCGCAGAAGUCGUUUACGAUCCUGCAUUGCUUACAGCUCAAGCGAGAUGCAGCAUUUAUUGAGCACGUUCCAACCAGCGUACAUGUUUUCGAAUCUUCUGAUGAAGCGCGUGCCUUUACACUGAUUAAACAAGAUACGAUACUUAUUUUUAUCUGGAAAGAUGCUACGGAAAGCCAACGUUGGGCUGAUAUAAUCAGAGGGUUUUUGGAAAACAACGGAUCGCGGACGGAUGUGCUCCAACAAACCCGAACCAUCAGCAGACUACCUUUGCGUGACGAGAUAUCACAACAGCUUGUGGAAAUGGAUUCAAUACCGACGAAGUUCGCAUCAUUUCACGACGAUCACCUUCCCGGUUUGUUUUGGUUGGCGCCCCAAACCGAUUUGUGCUCGCCUCAGUGGGAACUGGUCGAAAUUGUCCUGUAUUUUAAAUGGCUACUAGUUAUGAAGGUGGAAGGCUGGAAUAAGCACUCAAUUUUGUAUGAUUUUGACACUCACUCUCCCAAAAUGAAAAUCGGGGAGCGGGUGCGUGGCGAUAACGAGUGGAGCUUGGUAAUAUCCGAUGGAUUAACAGUCGACACUAUUCUCGUAUCAACAAAACGGACGAGGAUCGAUUUCUGGUUCGACCAAGUAUCAAAGGCAGUGCAAAGCGCUCGCACAGCAGCACAACGAGAAGAGAGGGAUAAGGGGGGACGCUCUGUAAUUGGCGAGCGUCGAGCGAACUCCAGUCAACUAAAAGCUGACUUGGCUAAGAAGAAAAGGAAGAUAAGCGGGGGACUCAUUACAAACCGGCCGACGUUAAAAAAUGAGGAGAUGUCUUUAACAAUGGAAGCAGUUGGCCUUGGUGGUGUGAAUCUAGGCAACGCUACCGACAAAGAACGAGAUGACCUUGAUGACGGCUCAAAGGUUAUGAACGUGGUAGAAAAUUCAAGCGCUGCGCCCAUGGCAACGAAACCCGACGCGUCCUUCAUCAAAUCGAAAGAGGUCUCACCUAUUGUAAUUCCUGGAGAGAAUGGCGCUUUUGCUGCUACUACAUCCUCGCCAGCUGUGAAAACACCAAAGAGUAAGUGGCUAAAAAGAAAGGCUGAGGACCCUGAUGACACCGCACUAAUGCUGACCCAAUCAGCCCCGAGUACAUCAGCGGAUGAACCCAUGAGUAAGAUCUUUACCCCUUCUAAACACGAGUCGAAGGCCCCAGAAGUGCGGAUCGUCCUCACCGGCAUUGAACCAACUGCUUCGAUUCGAAAGAAGAUUGACUCAAUUCUGGGUGCUGCGUACGAGGAAGACGUCGAGAAAGCAACGCAUAUUCUCGCCCCCCAGAGACAGCUCAAACGGACUGUAAAGAUGCUUUGUGGAAUAUCACGAUGUGUGCAUGUCCUCGAUGUGCGGUGGCUCGAUGAAUCGGCGCGUGUGGGUGCUUCUCUUUACGAGAGGGGAUACUGUCUAAAAGAUACGGAGGCAGAAGUAAAGUGGAAGUUUAGUCUACAGAAAACCAUGUACGACUAUACUCUGGAUCAGCGACAGAUGCUCUUUGCUGGUCAUCAUGUAUUCAUCACUAGCCAUAGGUCGAUUCUUCCGCCAGUGAAAGACUUGGUGAAGAUCAUCGAGUGUGCUGGUGGUACGGCGGUAGCUAAAGGCACUGCUGGUCCCAGCGAUGUGAUACUAUCGAGCGAGUCAGCCUUGGCUACAGCAUCAGUUCGCCGAGCAUUGACGCUAGCAAACCCACAGCGGAUCUACUCCACAGAGCUUAUUUUAAGCAGCAUCUUGCAGCAGCAGAUUGACUUCAGCAAAAACCAGCUGGGGACAACAAGCAGCGGAAGUCGCCGGCGCAAAUAG
Messenger RNA from Peronospora matthiolae, 2751 nucleotides. NCBI's taxonomy places the organism in Eukaryota, Oomycota, Peronosporomycetes, Peronosporales, Peronosporaceae. The record is from the annotation of a GenBank genome assembly.